AUGGAUACGACGACAUCGGCGGUCUUCCAGUCCAGCUUCUCCAUUCGCUCGCUGCUCGCCGGAGCCAAGACGGAGGAAUCCACGCCGUAUGCUCCACCCAGUCCCAGCGACUCGGGGCACAGUUCCGAGGAGGCCUCCUACGACGAGGGCUCGGGCUUGGUCAGUGGUACAGCGAACUCCAGCUCCAGUUCAAGUCCCAGUCCCAGCUCCAGCUCUAGCUCCAUUGCCAGUCCCAGCUCCAGCUCCAACUCAAGUCCCGUGUCCAAGCCCGCCUUCACCUACAGCGCUCUCAUUGUGAUGGCCAUCCGGAGCAGCCCAGAGAAACGGCUCACCCUGAGCGGGAUCUGCAAGUGGAUCGCUGACAACUUUGCCUACUAUCAGAGCCACAAGAGCGUCUGGCAGAACUCGAUCCGUCACAACCUGAGCCUGAAUCCGUGCUUUGUACGGGUGCCACGGGCCCUUGACGAUCCCGGACGUGGUCACUACUGGGCCCUGGAUCCCUAUGCCGAGGAUCUGACCAUUGGCGAGACGACGGGACGACUACGACGGGGUCAAGGUGGUGCCCAGCAUUUGGCAUCUCGGACCGGUGGCAAAGCGCCGCAGGCUGCACUGCAUCACGGCGGCAAGGGCUAUGCGUCACCACAUCCCUACCAGCAGCUGCAGAUGCUCCAGUACCAGUACCAGUAUCGCCAGCAGCUGGCCAUGUACCAGAGCUAUCAGCAGCAGGCGGCAGCGGCAGCAGCAGCAGCAGCCUUCCAUCACCCGAAGCCACCGCAGCAUCAUCAUUAUCAUCAGCAGCAACACCAGCAGUACUUUAUCCGCCAGGAGGAGCAGCACCAGCAUCAGCAUCAGCUGGAACCUUAUCCCACUGGCUAUGCCGACAAGUGGACCCGACAGCCCGUGGAGCGCUUGUGGCGCUAGGACUUGGCCUCGGAUAUCCUUGACUGAGGCGAGCAUUCAAGUCCAUCGCUUGGCGUAGAACGCGGCUUGGUAUUAGGCCCAGAAACAAUCCGAAAUCAGGAGUAGGAAGAGGAGCAGGAAGAGGAGUAGAAUGAGGAGUAGUAAGAGAAGUAGAACGAGGAGUAGAA
Messenger RNA from Drosophila kikkawai, 1088 nucleotides. The record is from RefSeq and is a predicted model, not a curated record. NCBI's taxonomy places the organism in Eukaryota, Metazoa, Arthropoda, Insecta, Diptera, Drosophilidae.